Impatiens glandulifera is the source of this 1447-nucleotide messenger RNA. Its product is annotated as delta(12)-fatty-acid desaturase FAD2-like. The coding region runs from base 154 to 1320 and encodes 388 amino acids. Gene Ontology annotation, biological process: lipid metabolic process. Lineage: Eukaryota; Viridiplantae; Streptophyta; Magnoliopsida; Ericales; Balsaminaceae. The transcript has 2 exons. The record is from RefSeq and is a predicted model, not a curated record. Gene Ontology annotation, molecular function: oxidoreductase activity, acting on paired donors, with oxidation of a pair of donors resulting in the reduction of molecular oxygen to two molecules of water.
GGUUGUAUAUAUAGAGAGAAAGAGGUGUUUCCAUCAUCUGUAAACCUAACUUCACCUCAAUAGAGAAAGAGCUUAAAGAUCUCAGCUGGUGCUGGUGGUGGUGGAAGAAGGCUAGAUUCUUAGCUCUUCAGAUCUUCUUGUUGGGAACUCAAGAUGGGAGCGGGUGGGCGUAUGUCGAGCCAAACAACAGCAACCAAGUUCGAGAACUCGAACCAACAACCAUCUCAAAAGAGAGUUCCCCAUGAGAAGCCUCCAUUUACUCUAAGCGAUCUUAAGAAAGCCAUCCCACCCCAUUGCUUUCAUCGCUCCCUCAUUCGGUCUUUCUCUUACGUUGUUUAUGAUCUCGCCAUCGCAUCCUUUUUCUACUAUCUCGCUUCCACCUACAUACACCUCCUUCCACAGUACUUACAGUUCGUCGCAUGGCCUAUGUAUUGGGCUUGUCAGGGCUGCGUUCUAACCGGUGUAUGGGUCAUCGCUCACGAAUGCGGUCAUCACGCGUUUAGCGAUUACCAAUGGAUAGAUGACACUGUCGGUCUCAUCCUUCACUCGGCCCUAUUGGUCCCAUACUUCUCAUGGAAGUAUAGCCACCGCCGCCACCACUCCAACACGGGGUCCCUCGAGCGCGACGAGGUCUUCGUUCCCAAACACAAAUCUGAACUCGCUUGGUUCUCGAAAUACCUAAACAACCCUGUUGGCCGUCUCCUCACCUUGAUAAUCACCCUGACUCUAGGAUGGCCGUUAUACCUGUGCUUCAACGUGUCGGGCCGUCCCUAUGACCGCCUCGCAUGCCACUUCGACCCUCAGUCCCCGAUCUACAACGACCGCGAGAGGCUUCAGAUAUACAUCUCCGACGUGGGGAUAGUCUCCGCGUGUUUCAUCCUGUACAGGGUCGCCGCGGCGAAGGGACUCGUUUGGUUGGCGUGCAUUUACGGCGUGCCAUUGUUGAUUGUUAACGGGUUUCUCGUGACGAUCACUUUCCUACAACACACUCACCCGGCUUUGCCUCAUUACGACAUGUCCGAGUGGGACUGGUUGAGGGGAGCCUUGGCGACUGUUGACCGUGAUUAUGGCUGGAUAUUGAAUAAGGUGUUCCAUAAUAUAACCGACACUCACGUGGCCCAUCAUUUGUUCUCGACGAUGCCGCAUUAUAACGCGAUGGAGGCCACUAAGGCUAUUAAGCCCAUAUUGGGGGACUAUUACAGGUAUGAUAGCAAGCCGUUUUUCAGUGCCAUGUGGAGGGAAGCGAGGGAGUGUCUUUAUGUCCAAAAAGACGAGAUUAACAAGGAGAAGGGAGUUUAUUGGUACAAUAACGAGCUUUGAAGAAGAAGAUUAGAAUGUCAAAAUGUCGCAAUUAGAUCGUUUAUCUAUGUGUGGUUGUGUUGUCUAAGUGUGUUGUUUGUUGUGUUGUAUGUCUGCUGUUUACCUUUGAACAAUGUUUCUUAAUGUU